AUGAUUCACCACCUCCAGGGCCACGAGGUGGUCGAAAGCCUCACCACCAUCGCCACCCCACACCGCGGCUCCUCCCUCGCCAAACGGUUCAUCGACCAGGGCUACGACCGGCACCUGGCCCGGCUGGGCAUCGGUGCGGAGGCGUUCCGCUGCCUCACGCCCCAGUUCGUGCAGGGCCUCAACGAGGCCACGCCCGACCACCCCGACGUCCGCUACUACUCCUACGCGGGCUUCAAGCCGCGCAACGCGAUGAGCGGGUGGGGCCGGUGGGCCUACGACCGCGUGCACGAGCGCGAGGGCGCCAACGACGGCUUCGUCGGCGUCCAGGGGGCCGUGUGGGGCCGCUUCCUGGGCACCGUGUCGGCCGCGCACCUCGAGUUGAUCGACUGGCGGCUGGGCGUUCGGAGCGCGCACCGCUUCCGCGUGCUGCCGGACUUCUACGACCAGGUGCUGCACAACCUGGCGCAGCUUGGGCACUGA
Messenger RNA from Acanthamoeba castellanii str. Neff, 480 nucleotides. Its product is annotated as esterase/lipase/thioesterase family protein. NCBI's taxonomy places the organism in Eukaryota, Discosea, Longamoebia, Acanthamoebidae. The coding region runs from base 1 to 480 and encodes 159 amino acids. The transcript has 2 exons. The record is from RefSeq and is a predicted model, not a curated record.